GACGGCUCAGUAUAACCACCGAUAGGUAUUAACUUCUGACGGAAGCAAAAAUCAGCUUUUGUCAAUCCAAAGAGGUAAAGUGGCUUACCGUAAUCUCUCGGGUCCUUAGGACAACCCAGAAACAUCGUAGGAGCAAUGUUAAAGCGCACCUUUUGUAGGUCAUAUUUGUCAUCAAGCAAAAUGUCUACAACAUUGUUUCAGAGAGAAAAAUUAGAUUUGACAAUGGUAGACAGAAUAUUUGUAAAUAUCGACCAAACGUUGAAGAGUCACCACGCAUUCAAUGUAUUAGCGCAGAUGCUGAAGCUAAACUAUGAAAACAAAAAAACACACGUAGACAACAACAGAGCUACAUUUUCUUUUGAAAAUAUUUCAUGGAGUUUAUAUUUUGUACUUUUGUUGCAACCCAUUAAUUAUUCCAUCUAAUUAGGUAAUUGAUGAGUGGAUUGAUAGAGAUCAAGGGGAUUACAGUUAUCUCCUUCAAAUAGUCACGGAAGCAGGGAGAGGGCAUUCUCGAAGAUGAGCCAUGCACAAAGCCUGCACUGAACUGCUGGGUGCGGGAUGGUAAAGAAUUACUCUUCAUGAACAGAUUGGUUCACAAAUAUCUUCUGGAACAAUACAUUUAUCAUGGAAGAAAGAACAGAUAAAGAUAUUGCACAGAUGGAGGUGGAACAACUUAACAUUGAGGUUAAGCUUGAGCGGCUCCUGGUGUCCAAAGCAGCUGAAGAUAUAAAGGAAUAUGUGGACGCAAAUGCUGCAGAAGACCCUCUUAUUAAAGGUGUCCCUGAAGACAAGAAUCCAUUUAAAGAAAAGGGUGGUUGUAUUAUCUCUUAGCGUAACGUUUUAAGUCAAUAUCUAAUUGGCGCAUUGUUUACGUGAUAAACCUUACUGGCUGUGUCAGAUGGUGGAGGGUUACGAAACAUUUCUACUUACACGAUCUAACCCAAAAACCUUUAUUAUAAAUCAAUAUCAUUGGUUGCUUUUUAUUAUGAAAUCCAUAAAUGACUCGAAGCUGUGUUCUUCAAUCUGGACAUUAUUUGCAUGAAAUUAUCAGUUAUUAAAUGGUUUAUCACCUUAAACAUUUAUUUUUAUUUUUUAGUAGCACCUGUGCUGGUGUGAUAAAAAAGUAACAAAGCAGGACUAGGUUGUAAUCUUAAUGAAACAAUGAAUAAAUCGUUGAUGCUGUAGUUAGAGUACAUCAUUCUCAAAACGGUCACAACUUCAAAUCAACCCAUGCCUGCGGUCAUUCAGAUUAGUUUCACUUUGUGGAUAGUCUGCAUGUGAUUAAUUUUAUCGAGGAGACUUAACCCCACCUUGAUAACGUUAUAUUUCCAUCAUUGACGCAGAGCCACUGACAGAGAUGACUAGUGCCUCAUUGCUCAUUUGAGCAAUGAGGCACUUUGGACAACAUUUAAUGAGGGGUUAAAUAUCUAGAAUAUCUCCUCGUAUCUAAACAGUAUUUAUCGUCCAUCUGAUAGAAAUUUCCGGUAAGUAAAAACUGAAC
This is a messenger RNA of Petromyzon marinus (sea lamprey), 1501 nucleotides long. Its product is annotated as guanine nucleotide-binding protein G(I)/G(S)/G(O) subunit gamma-T2-like. The record is from RefSeq and is a predicted model, not a curated record. Lineage: Eukaryota; Metazoa; Chordata; Hyperoartia; Petromyzontiformes; Petromyzontidae. Gene Ontology annotation, cellular component: heterotrimeric G-protein complex. Gene Ontology annotation, biological process: G protein-coupled receptor signaling pathway. Gene Ontology annotation, molecular function: G-protein beta-subunit binding.